AUGUUUAAUCUCCGUGUUCUCUGUCGAGAUCAACCACGACGGACAAUUGCAUUACUUGCUUCCGACCAUGUCCUGAUCUUCCACUACAGUGAAGCCGAAGGUGGGCCUAAAGCCGCCGCCCCCCGCUGUCAGGUCGAAUUCUUGGAGGCUUCAUCCGUGGACCUCGCGGGAUACAGAUCUUUGGGUGCUGGACACGGUACUCUGGGUCUCGUUACACUAAACGAAGAUGUCUUCGUUUGCGUGGUUACCGGCUCCUCGCAAGCAGCUACCGUGCGUCCCGCAGAAGCUGUGUCCAGGAUUGACAAUGUAGAUUUUUAUUGUCUCAACCGAUCCGAAUAUGAGUAUGGCUUAGACUACGAAACUAGCUCCCAAUUCGCGGUCGAGGAACGGGCUGGUGCAGAAGGGGUCACCGAUCAUCCUUUCCUGGCCCUGAAGAAGCUUCUGGGAGAUGGGAGCUUCUACUACAGUCUCGAUUUUAAUUUGACAGAUCGCUUGCAGGAUCGGUCGGAGAAAUCGGCUGCUUUUGACAUUGAUUCAUUAGACGAGGACAUGUUGUGGAAUUCGUAUAUGAUUCACCCUCUCCUUCUGUUCCGGAGUCACCUGCCGCCUUCCGAUAAGGCAAAUCUCGAUGCAUCUCAAAUUCUGACGUGCGUUAUUCGAGGGUAUGCCGGUACGCUAAAGAUUCCUGCAACGGUUCCAAUCUUGCCACGAGUACGGACAAAUAUGCCGGCUCUAUUGACCAUCAUAUCGCGGCAAUCCUCUCGGCGUGCCGGCACUCGUUUCAACUCGCGAGGCAUUGAUGAUGACGGCAAUGUGGCCAACUUUGUAGAAACGGAAAUCGUUCUGUGGGUCUCUCCAGGGAUCUGUUUCUCAUAUGUGCAAAUUCGUGGCUCGGUGCCCAUUUUCUGGGAACAAACACCCGGCCUGAUUCCUGGUCAGCAGAAGAUUGAGAUCACACGCUCUCCCGAAGCAACGCAGCAUGCAUUCGACCAACAUUUUGAGACCCUGGAAUUGGAGUACGGAGCUGUUCAUGUGGUCAAUCUACUCAGUGAACUCAAAUCUGGAGAGGCGGAGUUAUCGGCCAAAUAUCGAAACCACAUUGCCCGGAGCUCGGUCAGGCAGAAAGAGGGAUUCCCGAAAUCCUCCCACCAAACUCUCUUGCGAAUGACAGAUUAUGACUUCCAUGCUGAAACUCGAGGCCCGGCUGGGUAUGAAGCAAGCCAUCAAAUAAAGUAUGAAUUGGCCGAUUCUCUGGACGGCUUUGCCUACUUCUUAUCCGAGGACAGUAACCGCGCAUCCUCUAUCGUGGACAGAGAAGAUGCGGCCAGCACUUCGUCCAUCCUUCUUCAGCAAGAAGGUGUCUUUCGAACUAACUGUCUUGAUUGUCUUGAUCGGACAAACCUCGUUCAAACAAUCAUCAGCUCGAUGGCUAUGGGAACCUUUUUGUCUCAGCAAGGUGCAAGACUUACUUCAGAUCUACAGAUGCGACACUCCACCCUCUGGGCCGAUAAUGGAGAUGCACUCUCGAAGAUCUAUGCAGGAACCGGUGCUCUCAAGUCAUCCUUCACCCGCCACGGAAAAAUGUCUCUUGCAGGAGCGCUGGCGGAUGCCCGCAAAAGCGCAACGAGGCUCUACGUGAACAACUUUACGGAUAAAGCGCGACAAAAGACGAUUGAUCUUCUGUUAGGUCGACUGGCAAAUCAGAUCCCGGUUCACCUCUAUGACCCAAUGAACGAUUUGGUCACCGAAGAUCUUGGUCGACGCGCAGCUGAGUACUCCUCUAGCAAGAAUAUUCGGAUGUGGGUCGGUACAUUCAAUGUGAACGGCCGUGAUGAAGGGCCAGGCGCAGAUCUCUCAUCAUGGCUUUUCCCUGACGAGGAUCAAUCCAAGGAAGAUCCCACAAUCUUCGCGGUUGGGUUCCAGGAAAUCGUUGAUCUUAGUCCUCAGCAGAUCAUGUCAACUGAUCCAAGUAACCGCAAAGGCUGGGAAAGGGCCGUCCAAAGCUGUUUGAAUCAACACACCAGCGCAAAAGGAACCGGAAAGUAUGUGUUGCUGCGGAGCGGGCAGCUUGUAGGCGCUGCCUUGAUGAUCUACGUGAAAGCAGAUGCGCUAAAGGAGAUCAAGAAUGUUGAAGGAGCUGUCAAAAAGACUGGUCUUUCGGGAAUCGCUGGCAACAAGGGAGGCUGCGCGAUCCGUUUCGAUUUCUCGAACACGAGUAUCUGCUUCGUUACUGCCCACUUGGCUGCUGGAUUCGGGAAUGACGAUGAGCGAGACCGAGACUACGAGACUAUUGACAGUGGUCUGCGGUUCCAAAAGAAUCGGACUAUCGCCGACCAUGACUCUACCAUCUGGCUUGGUGACUUCAAUUACCGAAUUGGGCUAGGGAACCACAUCGUACGCGAUCUCAUCUCCCAGGGCGAUCUCCACAAGCUCUAUGACAAUGACCAGUUGAAUCUACACAUGGUUGCAGGAAGAGUUUUCCAAUUCUACUCUGAAGGUCUCAUCACGUUCCCUCCGACUUAUAAGUACGACGUUGGAACGGAUAUUUAUGAUACCUCUGAUAAAUCCCGGAUUCCUGCCUGGUGUGACCGCAUUUUAUGGCGAGGAGCCAACUUGCGACAGACGCAGUACCAUACCGCCGAUCUAAGAUGUUCAGAUCAUCGCCCAGUCUAUGCCAAGUUUGAUUGCAUGAUUGACGUCAUCGACCUUGGACUCAAAGAGAACCUCAGGCGCUUGCUAUAUGAAGAGAAACAGCGCGAUGCUCUUUCCGACUCUAUCAAUUUGUUGGACUUGGACGACGAGGAUAUCCUGCCCCCCGGUCCCAUUGCCCCUGGCUUACCACCUGCGAGCUCUGAUCGAAGCAAAUGGUGGCUUGAUAACGGCGUGCCCGCGAAAGCAGCGGUGCAACCACCCAAAGAGGGACUUGUCCCUAACCCUCAACGCAAAUCCAAUCCCUUUUCCAUGGAUCAUGAGCCUGACUGGAUACCAAGCUCGAGAUUCACGGAGAAGCGUCCCGAGACUCGUGCUGAUAGAAAGCCGCUACCACCUCCACGACGGGGAACUUCGGGUUCAAUCAAAAGUAACAUGCAGUCUCCAGUGGCAGACAAAUCUGCCGCUGAAAAGUCCCCGCCUGCUGUCCCCAGGAAACCGAUCUCCUUGAGCUCUCAGGCGACAGGCGGUCGGAUUCCCUCUGCAAGUUCUGGCCCGGUCCGAAGCGCCACUUGGCAGAAUAGUUCGAGUUUCCGCCAGAGCCCAGAUGGGGUAAGGGGAGUAUCCGGAGUAUCUAGUGCCGAAACGGGCGAUCUCCUUGGGGACGCUCCAGGAGAGAAUAUUGGGUGGAAGCCUCUACUUCCUCAACGAUGA
Messenger RNA from Penicillium cataractarum, 3363 nucleotides. RefSeq names its product SacI domain and endonuclease/exonuclease/phosphatase family protein. NCBI's taxonomy places the organism in Eukaryota, Fungi, Ascomycota, Eurotiomycetes, Eurotiales, Aspergillaceae. Gene Ontology annotation, biological process: phosphatidylinositol dephosphorylation. Gene Ontology annotation, molecular function: phosphatidylinositol-3,5-bisphosphate 5-phosphatase activity; phosphatidylinositol-4,5-bisphosphate 5-phosphatase activity. The record is from RefSeq and is a predicted model, not a curated record. The transcript is spliced from 7 exons. The coding region runs from base 1 to 3363 and encodes 1120 amino acids. Gene Ontology annotation, cellular component: cytoplasm; membrane.